ACGAGCCUUAAGCGAACCUGACUUUCCUCUUGCCCCGCGACUCGAGUGACAAAGUUAUUGCGAUGCAUAUCAUUAAGCCAGUCUGGCUGACACAUGGGGGCGAGAGAAAGGACUUUGAAGUAUAUAGUUGCGAUGUAUCCCCCGAUGGAUCUCGCUUGGUCACAGCGGCUGGAGAUGGAUACGUUCGGAUCUGGUCUACGGAGGCGAUUUGCAACACGGAGGAUUCACAAUAUGCCAGCAAACCUAAGCAGCUGGCUUCCAUGAGCAACCACUCCGGUACGAUUCACACAGUUCGGUUCUCACCCAACGGGAAAUACUUGGCGUCGGGGGCAGAUGACAAGAUUGUUUGCAUAUAUACGCUGGACGCCAACCCGCCUUCUCAUGCGUCAACUUUCGGAUCGAACGAGGCGCCCCCCGUGGAGAAUUGGCGCACUAUUCGAAGGCUGAUCGGCCAUGACAACGACGUCCAGGAUCUAGGCUGGUCAUACGACUCUUCCAUUCUGGUCUCCGUUGGCUUGGAUUCUAAGGUCGUGGUUUGGUCCGGACACACAUUUGAGAAGCUCAAGACCCUGUCAAUCCACCAGAGCCAUGUCAAGGGAAUCACGUUCGACCCCGCAAACAAAUAUUUCGCUACAGCGAGCGACGAUCGCACGGUUCGCAUUUUCCGAUUUACGUCGCCUGCUCCUAAUUCCACCGCCCACGACCAAAUGAACAACUUCAUUCUCGAAACUACCAUUACCGCGCCAUUCUCAAACUCGCCCCUGACUGCAUAUUUCCGACGGUGCUCGUGGUCUCCAGAUGGCAUGCAUAUUGCGGCCGCGAAUGCGGUUAACGGGCCUGUCAGCUCUGUCGCGAUCAUCAACCGGGGAUCCUGGGAUGGUGAUAUAAAUCUCAUCGGGCACGAAGCUCCUGUCGAGGUAUGCGCCUUUUCCCCGCGACUCUACUCCACGCAGCCAAUCGAUAAGCAAGCCGUGGAUGGCCAAGGUCAUGCGUCCGUGACCGUGAUUGCUUGCGCAGGUGGGGAUAAGUCCCUCAGCAUCUGGAUCACUAGCAAUCCCAGACCUAUUGUGGUAGCGCAAGAGCUGGCCGCCAAGUCAAUAUCUGACUUGGCCUGGAGUCCGGACGGAAAGUGCCUCUAUGCAACGGCGCUCGACGGCACCAUUCUUGUUGUCCGCUUCGAAGACGGCGAUCUCGGAUAUGCCAUGGAAAUGGAAGAGAAUGAGAAGUCACUCACCAAGUUUGGCACGAAUCGUCGAGGUGCGGGUAUUGCAGAGACUACGGAUGGUCUGCUGCUCGAGGAGAAGAGCAAGGCGGGGGAAAUCAAGGGCGUCGAAGGCCGCAUGGGCGCUCUAAUGGGUGACGAUCACACAGCAGCAGAGACUACGACCAACGGCAAAUCGACCCAGCCACAGUCGAACGGCGUCACUACAACUUCGGCCCCAUCACCCGCUGCGGAUGCACAGAAGGCUCAGCCCAAUGGGACAGCAGCGACACCGGCGGCACCAGAGCCUGAGAAACCCGACCCUUAUCAGGCAAAACUCGAGAGGUUGAAGCAGCGUCCAACAUACACGAAGGACGGGAGGAAGCGGAUAGCUCCUCUGUUGGUGUCUGGAGCUGGAGCCGCGGAAUCAUCACUCCCACAGUCCCGAUUGAUGGCAUCAGUUAGCAGUCAAGUCAAGGCUGAUACUCCACAAUCAAUCAUCGAUCUCUCAAAGCCUUUCGAUGGACUACCCAAGGGAGGACUUGCAGGGCUAUUAAUUGGGAACAAGCGGAAGCUCGCGCAACUUGAGGGCGACGAGGAUGGACAAGUCGAAAAGCGGGUGGCCGUGGCGAGUCAAAAUGGGGCAACCGCUAUUCUGGCCCACACGCCUGAUGGUCUGCUACCUGCGCAGUCACAGCCUAGCCCAGAAGGUCAACAACAGACACCGGAGUAUAUACGACCCGCAGUUACAAAUCCUUGCAUGGCCAUCAGUCAGCUUCGGUUGGCUGUGCCCAAAGUUCGAAGUCAGAUACUGCGGGCCAUUGACCCCACGGGCAAACCGACGGAGCCUCCGGGCACCUCGAGCGAGUCGAGCAAAUCGCGAGCCGAUGUCAUCUUCGAAGCUCGCAACCCUUCGCCAGCAAGCUUGACUGGACGUGUGGUUGACCGCGAACCAGUUCGACUUACUCUGUUCCGUGGCGAGCAGCCAUUGUGGCAGGACUUCCUCCCGCGGCCUGUUUUGCUGGUGACCGGUAAUCAGAGCAUGUGGGCUGCAGCCUGUGAAGAAGGGUCUGUAUACAUCUGGACUCCAGCUGGGCGUCGCCUGGUUAGUGCUUUAGUCCUGGAAGCGCAGCCCGUGAUCCUGGAGUGCAACGGUCCAUGGAUUCUCUGUAUUACGGCUGUAGGCAUGUGCUACGUCUGGAAUGUGAAGCACCUCUCCUCACCUCAUCCGCCUAUCUCCCUCCAACCGGUGCUCGACGCGGCCAUCCACACCCUGGGUCCCCAUCCCACGACUGCUCCUGCAAUCACCAAUGCUCGUAUCAACUCGGAAGGCCGGAUCGUGGUUGCACUGACGAACGGCGAAGGAUACUCCUACUCCCCGUCUAUGUACACCUGGCAGCGGAUCUCGGAGUCCUGGUGGGCGGUGGGCAGUCAGUACUGGAACACUACGGAGGCCCCCGUGGGCAACCUCCAAUCGGCGGACGCGCAGCAGGACAAGGCCGCCAAGGCAGCAGUGUCCGCUGGUAUUAUACCGUUCUUGGAACGCAACACAACAAAUGAGACGUUGCUGCGGGGUCGUGCGUAUUUCCUGCAGCGGUUGAUCAAGGUGUUACUGUCGCGCGAGGGUUACGAAAGCUUUGAGUCCAGCGUAUCCAUCGCCCACCUGGAGAACCGAGUGGCUGCCGCCCUGUCUCUGGGGGCGAAGGAUGAAUUCCGUCUCUACCUCUCCAUGUACGCCAAGCGUCUAGGCGCGGAAGGGUUGAAGAUGAAGGUCGAGGAGCUCUUGAAAGGGCUGAUCGGCGGUCUCUUCGAGGAAGACGACACUGGUAGCGUUCGGCGUCUCCAGGACAAUGAACAAGAGGAUCGGAAUUGGCGCGAGAGCUCGGAGACGCUCUGUGGCUGGCCACGCGAAGUGUUGCUCAAGGAAGUGAUCUUAGCACUGGGCAAACAUCGGGAUCUUCAGCGAGUGACGGUGCCAUAUGCCAAACUGCUGGGUAUGGUGGACAACGAGUCGGAAGUGGGCGAUGCCAUGGAGACGUGAAGGGUCCUUGCUGCAGGGUUCCACCGACCAUUUGCGUUUGGCGUUUAGCUGGCGUUGCGUAGUCAAAUUUCCAACCAUACCGCACGGGGACGGAUGGAUGUAUGCAUGUCGGGG
Aspergillus saccharolyticus JOP 1030-1 is the source of this 3356-nucleotide messenger RNA. RefSeq names its product putative histone transcription regulator Hir1 (gene hir1). Lineage: Eukaryota; Fungi; Ascomycota; Eurotiomycetes; Eurotiales; Aspergillaceae. The record is from RefSeq and is a predicted model, not a curated record. The transcript has 5 exons. Gene Ontology annotation, molecular function: nucleosome binding; protein binding. Gene Ontology annotation, cellular component: nucleus; HIR complex. Gene Ontology annotation, biological process: DNA-templated transcription; chromatin remodeling; regulation of DNA-templated transcription. The coding region runs from base 63 to 3242 and encodes 1059 amino acids.